Messenger RNA from Orycteropus afer afer, 3425 nucleotides. The record is from RefSeq and is a predicted model, not a curated record. Lineage: Eukaryota; Metazoa; Chordata; Mammalia; Tubulidentata; Orycteropodidae.
UGCCGCCUCUCCUGAGCCUGGGAGGCGGCCUCAGAGCAGACCCCGGCAGAGUUAGGCCGCCCCCUCCGGAUGGGCAGGCGGGCGGAGCAGCGCAGAGGACACCGCCCUCGGCCCGCCCGCCGAGGAGGGUACAAGAGCGGGAGGCUGUGCCAGCGGCGCCCGCCCGGGGCCCGCCGUAUUCUGCGCUCGGCCGCUGUGGCUGCGGGGACCGGUCCGGUUCCGGAGCAGGCGCUGCAGACCAGGGGCCGAGUCCCGGCCCAGUCCGGAGCCUCAGCGGGAGACGAGAAGGGCAGUGUGCGGAGAUGGCGGCCGCAGCCUCAGCGGCAGCGGAGGAAGGGAUGGAGCCGCGGGCGCUGCAGUACGAGCAGACCCUGAUGUAUGGCCGAUAUACUCAGGACCUUGGAGCCUUUGCCAAAGAGGAAGCUGCUCGGAUCCGCCUGGGAGGGCCUGAGUCCUGGAGGGCCCCCCCAUCCCCUCGGACUCCCCCAGAGCUCCUAGAAUAUGGACAGAGCCGUUGCGCCCGAUGCCGCAUCUGUUCCGUCCGCUGCCACAAGUUCCUAGUGUCCAGAGUUGGUGAAGACUGGAUCUUCCUGGUCCUGCUGGGGCUCCUUAUGGCAUUGGUCAGCUGGGUCAUGGACUAUGCCAUUGCUGCCUGUCUGCAGGCUCAGCAGUGGAUGUCCCGGGGCUUGAACACCAACAUCUUGCUCCAGUACCUGGCCUGGGUCACCUAUCCCGUUGUCCUCAUCACUUUCUCAGCAGGAUUUACACAGAUCCUGGCUCCUCAGGCUGUUGGAUCUGGCAUCCCCGAGAUGAAGACCAUCUUGCGGGGAGUGGUGCUGAAGGAAUACCUCACUCUCAAGACCUUUGUAGCUAAGGUCAUUGGGCUGACCUGUGCACUGGGCAGCGGCAUGCCACUUGGCAAAGAGGGCCCUUUUGUGCAUAUUGCAAGCAUGUGUGCCGCCCUACUCAGCAAGUUCCUCUCCCUCUUUGGGGGCAUCUAUGAGAAUGAAUCCCGGAACACGGAGAUGCUGGCCGCUGCCUGUGCCGUGGGAGUGGGCUGUUGCUUUGCGGCACCUAUUGGAGGCGUCCUGUUCAGCAUUGAGGUUACCUCCACCUUCUUCGCUGUGCGGAACUAUUGGCGAGGCUUCUUUGCUGCCACCUUCAGUGCCUUCAUCUUCCGGGUCUUGGCUGUCUGGAACCGUGAUGAAGAGACCAUUACUGCUCUCUUUAAAACCCGAUUUCGGCUCGACUUCCCCUUUGACCUGCAGGAGCUGCCAGCCUUUGCUGUUAUUGGCAUCGCCAGUGGCUUUGGGGGAGCCCUCUUCGUCUACCUGAACCGGAAGAUUGUCCAGGUGAUGCGGAAACAGAAAACCAUCAACCGCUUCCUUAUGAAGAAACGCCUCCUCUUCCCAGCACUGGUGACCCUGCUUAUUUCUACUCUGACCUUCCCUCCUGGCUUUGGGCAGUUCAUGGCCGGACAGCUCUCACAGAAAGAGACGCUGGUCACCCUGUUUGACAACCGGACCUGGGUCCGACAGGGACUGGUGGAGGAGCUAGAGCCACCUGGCACCUCACAGGCCUGGAGCCCACCGCGUGCCAAUGUCUUCCUUACACUGGUCAUCUUCAUUCUCAUGAAGUUCUGGAUGUCUGCUCUGGCCACCACCAUCCCAGUGCCCUGUGGGGCCUUCAUGCCUGUCUUUGUCAUUGGAGCAGCAUUUGGGCGUCUGGUGGGCGAAAGCAUGGCUGCUUGGUUCCCAGAUGGGAUCCACACUGACAGCAGCACCUACCGGAUUGUGCCCGGGGGCUAUGCAGUAGUAGGGGCAGCCGCGCUGGCGGGAGCAGUGACACACACAGUGUCCACAGCCGUGAUUGUGUUCGAGCUCACAGGCCAGAUUGCCCACAUCCUGCCCGUCAUGAUUGCCGUCAUCCUGGCCAAUGCUGUUGCUCAGAGCCUACAGCCCUCACUCUAUGACAGUAUCAUCCGCAUCAAGAAGCUGCCCUAUCUGCCAGAACUCGGCUGGGGCCGCCACCAGCAGUACCGGGUGCGAGUGGAGGACAUUAUGGUACGAGAUGUUCCCCACGUGGCCCUCAGCUGCACUUUCCGGGACCUGCGGUUGGCGCUGCACAGGACCAAGGGCCGAAUGUUGGCACUAGUGGAGUCCCCUGAGUCCAUGAUUCUGCUGGGUUCCAUUGAGCGCUCACAAGUGGUGGCAUUGUUGGGGGCCCAGCUUAGCCCAGCCCGCAGGCGGCAGUACAUACAGGAGCAUCGAGCCACCCAGGCCUCUCCACCAUGUGAUCAGGAGCAUCCUCCCAGCCCUGACACUGCUGUUUGCUUCCAGGAGAAAACAGAGGACCCAGGCUUCCCUGUAGCCCGGGGGGAGAGUCACAAACCCCUAAAGCCUGCUCUCAAGAGAGGGUCCAGCAACACCAUGAAUCACGGAGAGAGUCCCACAGGGAGCGGGGAAUCUGCAGGCAUUGCCCUCAGGAGCCUCUUCUGUGGGAGCCCACCUCCCGAAGCUGCUUCAGAGAAGUCGGAAUCAUGUGACAAGCGCAAGCUGAAGCGGGUCCGAAUCUCCCUGGCAAGUGACUCAGACCUGGAAGGCGAGAUGACCCCUCAGGAGAUUCUGGAAUGGGAGGAGCAGCAACUAGAUGAGCCAGUCAACUUCAGUGACUGCAAAAUUGACCCUGCCCCCUUCCAGCUGGUGGAGAGGACCUCCUUGCACAAGACUCAUACCAUCUUCUCACUGCUGGGAGUAGACCAUGCAUACGUCACAAGCAUUGGCCGGCUCAUUGGAAUUGUCACACUAAAGGAGCUCCGGAAGGCCAUUGAGGGUUCUGUCACAGCACAGGGUGUGAAAGUCCGGCCACCCCUUGCAAGCUUCCGCGACAGCGCCACCAGCAGCAGUGACACAGAGACCACUGAGGUGCAUGCACUCUGGGGGCCCCGCUCCCGCCAUGGCCUUCCCCGGGAGGGCAGCCCUUCUGACAGUGACGACAAGUGCCAGUGAAGCCCUCAAUAGGCAGCCAGGGAUAGUGAGGACCGUAGCUGGUGGCCCAGAUCCUGCAACUCUCAUAGUCCCUCUGCCUUGGCAAAGUAGGCAGAAGCUGCAGGCGGAAGCUGGAACCCCAGCCCCUUCCAGACCUGGGGUGCCAGCCUCUCUCAGUUCAUCCUACCUGGAACCUGAACCAGCGCCCACCUGCAUCAUGUUUCCCAGGGGCAGGAAAACCAGCCCUGCACUGGUGGCAUGGGGGUGGAUCACUUGACCCUGCUCCCCCUUUGAAGGGGGGAAAGGGUGGAACUAAGAUGGGUUUAUACUGGAACCUACAAUGACCAGAUGUAUAUAGAGAUUUAUAAAGAUUUUUAUAUUAAUUUAAUAAAUUCUUAAAUAGAACAAAAUAAACACCUAAUGAGCCACUUAUAUAUA